AAAAAAAAGGAAGACUAAGUCAAGGGUUUACUCGCCGGUGACGAACUUUUGACGGAGAUGGCACAGUCACAGUCUCUUUCGAUCCCAACUUUACAGUCUUCUUUCCGCAAACUCGGAGUAUCUCAAAAUCGAAGAGGAGGACUUACUAUCUCAACGGCGGAAAGUCCAAAAUAUCCUUUAAUUUCGUUAUGUCACACGGAGAGAAGCAAUCCGCGGAUAAUCAGCUGCGUCACCGGAGCUUUACCGGACGAUGGAGCCAAAGAAGCAGCUUCUUCUCCCUCUACUUCUAUCUCGACGUCGAUCUUCGUGAAGGGUCUUGCGGAUUCAGUUAGUGAAGGGCGUUUAAAGAAGGUCUUCUCGCAGUUUGGACAAGUUAGCCAUGUAAAAAUCAUUGUGAACGAAAGGACUCGGCAGUCUCUAGGAUAUGGAUAUAUCUGGUUUAACAAAAAAGAGGAUGCGCAGAUGGCUGUGGAAGCUAUGAACGGAAAGUUCUUUGAUGGCAGGUUUAUACUGGUUAAAUUCGGCCAGCCUGGAUUGUCCCGUCGCCGGAGGUCACAUUCCGAUUUUCUUUUUGUAAAUAAAUGAUCUUACUAUGUUUUUAGCGAAUGUAAUAAAUAUUCGGACUCUAAAGGAGGAACCCAAUUAUUAAAUGUCCCUGAGAACAUGCUUUGGUACUCAAUUAUGGACAACGAAUCUAUUAACUAGUGAACGUAUAGGUUUAUU
This is a messenger RNA of Eruca vesicaria subsp. sativa (arugula), 723 nucleotides long. The record is from the annotation of a GenBank genome assembly. Lineage: Eukaryota; Viridiplantae; Streptophyta; Magnoliopsida; Brassicales; Brassicaceae.